Triticum aestivum (bread wheat) is the source of this 1522-nucleotide messenger RNA. Its product is annotated as noroxomaritidine synthase 2-like. The transcript has a single exon. The record is from RefSeq and is a predicted model, not a curated record. Lineage: Eukaryota; Viridiplantae; Streptophyta; Magnoliopsida; Poales; Poaceae. Bases 11 to 1522 code for a protein of 503 amino acids. Gene Ontology annotation, molecular function: oxidoreductase activity, acting on paired donors, with incorporation or reduction of molecular oxygen; heme binding; iron ion binding.
UCUUCCAAGAAUGGCAUUCGCGUUCUUGCCGGAACUGCUCAUCUCCAUACUUGUGCUACUUGUAGUCGUUCUAGGUUUGUACUACAUAAAGUCUAGUAAGAAUCCACUGUUGCCAGUGGACUGGCCAGUAGUGGGCAUCCUCCCUUCCCUAGCCAUCAACCUCCACAGACUGCAUCAGUAUAUCGCCUUUGACCUCCUAUCACGGUCCGGCCACAGCCUAAAGUUUGCCAUAGCUAGCAUACAGAUAUUCCUAACCUGCGACCCGGUGAAUAUCCAACACAUUUUCACCUUGAAUCACACAAACUAUCCCAAGGGUGAGGAGUUCGCCGAUAUCUUUGAUGUGGCAAGGGGCUCACUCUUCACUGUCGACGGCGAGCCCUGUCGUCGUGAGCGCACAAAUUACCAAGGUGUGUUGAGCAGCCCACGGGUGGUCGGGCUAAUGAACACGUGUUGUCGUGAUAAGGUGGAGAAGGGCCUUCUGCCCUUCAUGGCCCACAUGGCGUUAACAAAUGCUCAUGUCGACAUGAAUGAUCUCAUUAUGAGGCUCGUGUUUGACAUGUAUGCCAUGACCAUCUUCGGUGUGGACACGGCUUUCUUGUCCCUUGACAUGCCGCCGGUGCACGUCGCGGAUGCGAUGGACACGGUCAUGGAGGUGGCCUUCAUCCGACACAUUGUGCCAGUAUUUUUCUGGAAGGUGAUGAGGCGCUUGGACAUUGGUCCAGAGAGGAAGCUUGCCGCCGCGCAAGCGCUGCUUCGCUGCUUCACAAUGGACAUGAUCAUGAAGAGGAGGGGGAACGACCAUGGUAUUGUUCAAGAGGUACCCGUAGACAUUCUGUCCAAUUAUGUCAAUGACCCAAGAUACAAUGAUGAUUUACUCCAGGCAACUCUCAUUACCUACAUGAUCUCCGGGAGGGACACGAUCGGUACUACCUUGUCGUGGGUCAUCUACAACCUCGCCAAGAACCCGCACGUCGUGUCGAGCAUACAUGAUGAACUAGCACCCAUCAUAUCCCGCAAACCAUCCAUUGCAGGAGCCACCAUGACGAUGUUGGAUCUAGAUGAUGUCAAAGCCCUAGUUUAUUUGCAAGCCACCCUAUUGGAGACACUCAGGUUGUACCCGCCGAUCCCUAUCGAGCGCAAGUCUGUUGUCACCACCGAUGUAAUGCCAAGUGGCCAUGAGGUGUGUGCCCGGGACAUCGUCCUCGUCUCCAUCUACUCCAUCGGAAGGAUGGAGUCUGUCUGGGGAGCUAACUGCCGGGAGUAUAGGCCAGAGAGGUGGCUCUCAGAGGAUGGACGCCAGCUGCGACACGUGCCCUCUCACAAGUUUUUGGCUUUUAACUCGGGCCCAAGAUUAUGCCUUGGCAGGGAUAUUGCAAUCAUGCAGAUGAAGAUCAUCGUUGCUGCUAUCGUGUGGAACUUUGAUGUGAAAGUGUUAGAUGGUCAAACCAUCGAGACAAAGUUGUCUUGUCUUCUGCAAAUGAAGAAUGGCCUGAAGGUUAAGCUGAAUAAGCGGGAAAUGUAA